This is a messenger RNA of Aspergillus uvarum CBS 121591, 2374 nucleotides long. RefSeq names its product acetate--CoA ligase. Gene Ontology annotation, molecular function: acetyl-CoA synthetase activity; AMP binding. NCBI's taxonomy places the organism in Eukaryota, Fungi, Ascomycota, Eurotiomycetes, Eurotiales, Aspergillaceae. The coding region runs from base 123 to 2135 and encodes 670 amino acids. The transcript is spliced from 7 exons. The record is from RefSeq and is a predicted model, not a curated record. Gene Ontology annotation, cellular component: cytosol.
CCUCCCCUCCUCCCUCCCCCCACCAUCCACCAACCAGUGCUGGUGCAUAUCAAGCCCAGCUUCCCUCGACUCCGAAUUACCAGUUGAAAUUCCGUUGGGACACACAUAACCAAUCAUAAAACAUGGCGGACGGCAGCAUCACGCCUCCCAAGCCUUCCGUGGUGCUUGAGGCCCACGAUGUUGAUACUUUCCACGUUCCCCAAGCUUUCCACGAGAAGCACCCCUCCGGUCCCCACUUGAAAGAUCUCGACGAAUACAAGAAGCUCUACGAAGAGUCGAUUCGCAGCCCCAACACUUUCUGGGCUCGCAUGGCCCGCGAGCUCCUCACCUUCGAGAGAGAUUUCCAGACCGUGCACACCGGUUCCCUAGAGAACGGUGACAGUGCCUGGUUCGUCGAGGGUCGCCUCAAUGCUUCCUUCAACUGCGUCGAUCGCCAUGCCAUCAAGAACCCCAACAAGGUCGCCAUUAUUUACGAGGCCGAUGAGCCCAGUGAGGGCCGUACCAUCACUUAUGGCGAAUUGUUGCGUGAAGUCUCCCGAGUUGCUUGGGUCCUGAAGCAGCAGGGCGUCAAGAAGGGUGACACUGUUGCCAUUUACCUUCCCAUGAUUCCCGAGGCUCUCAUUGCUUUCCUCGCCUGUGCCCGUAUCGGUGCCGUUCACUCCGUUGUCUUCGCCGGCUUCUCCUCCGACUCUCUGCGGGACCGUGUUCUUGACGCCAGUUCCAAGGUUGUCAUCACGACUGAUGAGGGUAAGCGUGGCGGCAAGGUCAUUGGUACCAAGCGCAUCGUCGAUGAGGCCCUGAAGCAGUGCCCCGAUGUGACGGGCGUUCUCGUCUACAAGCGCACCGGUGCAGAGGUUCCCUGGACCAAGGGUCGGGACGUCUGGUGGCACGAGGAGGUCGAGAAGUACCCCAACUACUUUGCUCCCGAGUCCAUGAGCUCCGAGGACCCUCUUUUCCUGCUCUACACCUCCGGCUCCACUGGCAAGCCCAAGGGUGUCAUGCACACGACUGCUGGCUACCUGCUUGGAGCGGCCAUGACGGGCAAGUACGUCUUUGACAUUCAUGAUGACGAUCGUUACUUCUGCGGUGGUGAUGUCGGUUGGAUCACCGGCCACACCUAUGUUGUAUACGCUCCUCUCCUGCUGGGUUGCUCGACUGUGGUCUUCGAGAGCACCCCCGCCUACCCGAACUUCUCCCGCUACUGGGAUGUCAUUGAGAAGCACAAGGUCACGCAAUUCUACGUGGCCCCCACGGCCCUGCGCCUGUUGAAGCGCGCUGGCGACGAGCACAUUCACCACAAGAUGGCUCAUCUGCGCAUUUUGGGAUCUGUUGGUGAGCCCAUCGCCGCCGAAGUCUGGAAAUGGUACUUCGAGGUUGUCGGCAAGGAGGAAGCCCAUAUCUGUGAUACGUACUGGCAAACCGAAACCGGCUCGAACGUGAUCACACCUUUAGGUGGCAUUACGCCGACCAAGCCGGGUAGCGCAUCACUCCCCUUCUUCGGCAUCGAGCCCGCUAUCAUCGACCCUGUUUCCGGAGAGGAGAUCUCGGGCAACGAUGUAGAGGGAGUGCUUGCCUUCAAGCAGCCCUGGCCCAGCAUGGCCCGGACCGUGUGGGGUGCUCACAAGCGCUACAUGGAUACCUACUUGAAUGUCUACAAGGGCUACUACUUCACCGGAGAUGGUGCUGGCCGUGACCACGACGGAUACUAUUGGAUCCGGGGUCGUGUGGAUGAUGUUGUCAAUGUUUCUGGGCACCGUCUGUCUACUGCUGAGAUCGAGGCUGCUUUGCUCGAGCACCACAUGGUGGCUGAAGCUGCCGUUGUCGGCAUUGCCGACGAGCUGACCGGUCAGGCCGUCAAUGCCUUCGUGGCUCUCAAGGAGGGUAACGAGACCACCGACCAGGUUCGCAAGGACUUGAUCAUGCAAGUUCGCCGCUCUAUUGGACCGUUCGCUGCCCCUAAGGCCGUCUACGUGGUUGAAGAUCUUCCCAAGACUCGCAGUGGCAAGAUCAUGCGUCGCAUUCUGCGCAAGAUCCUAAGCGGCGAGGAGGACAGCCUUGGUGACACCUCCACCCUCUCCGACCCCUCCGUGGUUGAUAAGAUUAUUGCCACGGUGCACGCUUCCCGCGGCAAAUAGGUGUUUUGUCUUCAGUCAACGAUAUUAAUGAAAGCGAGAGUUGGGAGGACAUGUGACACUGCCAUCAGCACAGAUGUGGUCUGCAUCCGUGCUCCUGAGCUUAAUAAUGUCUGAAGGUGGAGUUUGAUUCUUUAUUUCUUGUUAUCUUGUGAUUCCCAUCAUGAUCAGAACUGCAGCAUUCUGAUGAGCUGUCAAUCUUCUCUACGUAUAUACCAAUGAUGAAAGAACUUUUUCUCGGG